UUGUUCAGGUGCUGAUUUGAAAGAACGCGCUAAAAUGAAUCCUGUCCAGGUAACACAGUUCUUGUAUAAUUUAAGGAAAACAUUUAGAGACUUAGAGACUUUACCUAUUCCAACAAUUGCUGCUAUAGAUGGUCCUGCAUUUGGUGGUGGUCUUGAAAUGGCUUUAUCUUGUGAUAUUCGUAUAGCAGGUCCUAAUGCAAAAAUGGGUUUAACUGAAACUAAAUUAGCUAUCAUACCUGGCGCUGGAGGAACACAAAGAUUACCUCGAUUGAUUGGUAUUCCUAAAGCGAAAGAAUUGAUAUUUACAGGCGAAAUAAUGGACUCCAAUAAGGCAAAAGAAUAUGGUAUUAUUAAUCAUGUUGAUCCAGUCAGUUCUUUUGAAAAAUCUAUGGAAAUUGCAAAAGCAAUUUUACCUCAAGGUCCUGUUGCAAUUCGUAUGGCUAAAUUAGCUAUUGAUAAGGGAUCACAUUUAGACAUUGAUUCUGGUUUAGAUAUUGAACAAUCUUACUACAAUCAAGUUAUUCCUACCGAAGAUAGAUUAGAAGGCCUUAGAGCUUUCAAAGAAAAAAGAAAGCCUGUUUAUAAAGGAUGUUAGAAAAAAAAAAAAGAAGAGUUUACAUUUGAUAUACAGUUAGAUCAUGAGUAUGUUUUUUUUUCUUAAUAAAAGCUUUCGAUGCAAUAAUGACAAUUAAAAA
Molecule: messenger RNA, 695 nt
Organism: Cokeromyces recurvatus
Lineage: Eukaryota; Fungi; Mucoromycota; Mucoromycetes; Mucorales; Mucoraceae
Product: enoyl-CoA hydratase/isomerase
Exons: 6
Coding region: 35-595 (186 amino acids)
Biological process (GO): fatty acid beta-oxidation
Cellular component (GO): mitochondrion
Molecular function (GO): enoyl-CoA hydratase activity
Source: RefSeq, a predicted model, not a curated record